AUGCCGGUUGGGGGCCUGUUGCCUCUCUUCAGCAGCCCCGCGGGCAGCGGCCUGGGCGGCGGCCUGGGCGGGGGUCUCGGCGGUGGCGGUAGGAAGGGAUCGGGCCCCUCCGCCUUCCGCCUGACGGAGAAGUUCGUGCUGCUCCUGGUGUUCAGCGCCUUCAUCACACUCUGCUUCGGGGCGAUCUUCUUCCUGCCCGACUCCUCCAAGCUCCUCAGCGGGGUCCUGUUCCACUCCAGCCCCGCCCUGCAGUCGGCCACCGAGCACAAGCCCGGGCCCGGGGGGCGCGCUGAGGACGCGGCAGAAGCACGAGCCCGGCGUGGCGAGGAAGGCGCGCCCGGGGACCCCGCCGUCCCCCUGGAGGACAACUUGGCCAGGAUCCGCGAAAACCACGAGCGGGCUCUCAGGGAAGCCAAGGAUACCCUGCAGAAGCUGCCCGAGGAGAUCCAAAGAGACAUCCUGCUAGAGAAGGAGAAGGUGGCCCAGAAUCAGCUGCGUGACAAGGCGGCAUUCAGGGGGCUGCCCCCGGUGGAUUUCGUGCCCCCCAUCGGGGCGGUUGGCCGGGUGCCCGCCGAUGCCGCCAUCUGCAAGAAGAGGGAAAAGAUCAAAGAGAUGAUGAAACAUGCUUGGUAUAAUUAUAAACAUUAUGCCUGGGGAUUAAAUGAACUGAAACCUGUAUCUAAAGAAGGCCAUUCAAGCAGUUUGUUUGGUAGUAUCAAAGGAGCAACAAUAGUAGAUGCUCUGGAUACACUUUUUAUCAUGGAAAUGAAAGAAGAAUUUGAAGAGGCAAAAUCAUGGGUUGAAGAAAAUCUAGAUUUUAAUGUGAAUGCUGAAGUUUCUGUUUUUGAAGUUAAUAUACGCUUCGUUGGUGGACUACUCUCAGCCUACUAUCUGUCUGGAGAAGAGAUAUUUCGAGAGAAAGCAGUGGAACUUGGGGUAAAAUUGCUACCUGCAUUUCAUACUCCCUCUGGAAUACCUUGGGCAUUGCUGAAUAUAAAGAGUGGGAUUGGAAGGAACUGGCCCUGGGCCUCAGGAGGCAGCAGCAUUCUGGCCGAAUUCGGAACCCUGCACUUGGAGUUCAUACACUUGAGCCACUUAUCAGGAAACCCCAUCUUUGCUGAAAAGGUAAUGAAUAUUCGAACAGUACUGAACAACCUGCAAAAACCACAAGGCCUUUAUCCUAACUAUCUGAAUCCCAGUAGUGGACAGUGGGGUCAAUAUCAUGUAUCAGUUGGAGGACUUGGAGACAGCUUUUAUGAAUAUUUGCUAAAGGCAUGGUUAAUGUCUGACAAGACAGAUCUAGAAGCUAAGAAGAUGUAUUUUGAUGCUGUUCAGGCAAUUGAGACUCACUUGAUCCGCAAGUCCAGUAGGGGACUGACUUACAUCGCAGAGUGGAAAGGGGGCCUCCUAGAACACAAGAUGGGCCACCUGACCUGCUUUGCUGGAGGCAUGUUUGCACUUGGGGCAGACGAUGCUCCCAAGGGCCGGACCCAGCACUACCUUCAGCUCGGGGCUGAGAUUGCCCGUACCUGCCACGAAUCUUACAAUCGCACGUUUGUGAAACUGGGACCAGAAGCUUUCAGAUUUGAUGGCGGUGUUGAAGCCAUUGCUACAAGGCAAAAUGAAAAAUACUACAUCCUACGGCCAGAGGUUGUUGAGACUUACAUGUACAUGUGGCGACUGACUCACGAUCCGAAGUACAGGAAGUGGGCCUGGGAAGCUGUAGAGGCCCUGGAGAAGCACUGCAGGGUGACGGGAGGCUACUCGGGCCUCAGGGACGUUUACCUCAGACAGGACAGCUAUGAUGACGUGCAGCAGAGCUUCUUCCUGGCAGAGACACUCAAGUAUUUGUACUUAAUAUUUUCUGAUGACGAUCUACUUCCACUGGAACAUUGGAUCUUCAAUACCGAGGCACAUCUUCUCCCUAUACUCUCUACAAAUAGAAAAGAAGUUGGAGUUGAUGAAUAAUAAAAAGACAUUUUAUAUUGUACUCUGCUCCAUUGCCGUCACUGCAUACCUUAACAGUUCUUCUGGUAUUCAGGCACAGGAUGAAUUUUUAUUACUAGGUCUGUGAUUAUUCUAAGUUCUAAAAUUGUUUUGCAGUCUUUUAUGUUUAUUAUCAUAGGCUUAGAUGGACUCAGAUUCCUUGUCGUAUCUUUUAUUAUUCAGUCAGUAAAUCACAGAUUUUUUUUAAGUAAUCUAUUAUCUCUGGAGUUCAUGCAGGUGGAGUAUCAUUUUUAUUAGACUGAAUAGAAUGGGAUACCAGUGACCUCUUAAUUACAAUUUUGAUUUGACUGCAAAACUUCUCCCUCCUCUAUGAGGAGAUGAUGUCUGCUUUAAGCUGUAAUGUUUUGCCAUGUUGCAAAAAGCCAUAAUAAUAAAUUAAAUAUUAAAAAAGCUUUUUCCUUUUUAAUUUUAUGUUAAUAUGGUUUGUCUAUCCAGCAGAGACAGAUCUUAUAACUGUGACAGCCUCCUUAUGCGGGUCUAUCAUUAUUUGAUAGAAUGUCUUCUAAAAUAUUUUACUUGCAUUUCAAUUCAAAAUAGAAUGUCAUCCCAAAAGGAUCAUGUCAUAUUGACCUCAUUUCAUUGGAACCACAGUAUAUUUUUGUUGUUGAAUUAUAUUAGUGUUUCCUAAUUGGUGAAUUAGUUCUCAAAUUUUACUUGAAAUGUCCUGUGUUAUUUCUGAGUCACAUGCUGGUUAAUUCCUUCCAUUCCCCACCACACAGCAAAGUGAGCUUGUAAGUUUUGCAGAUCCCUGCUAUUACUCAAUUAUAUUUUCUAAAGGGAAAUAGUAUUGCUCUUUAGUGUGUUAGAUUUUGCUUUUUACUAAAUAUAUGAAGAAUUGGGUCUCUCUAAACAAGAGGGUAAAUAUUUCAUAUGGUUUUUAAUUUGCAUUUCAUAUUUAACUUUUUUUCUUAAAGUAAAGAAAGCGUUACAUUUGGUUCAGAUUUUUCAGAUUUGUAAAGGGCCCUUUCUCAAAUGUAGUCAACUACUUCAUUUCAGUUUAUGAAAGCAGAAUUUAACUCUGAAAGAAGCUUUACCAAUGUACCUAUUCAUGGUCAAUUGAGGAAAAUCUAGUAAACUUUUAGGUCAAAUAAGAAUAUAGUCUAUUUUGUCUGGCUAAAUUCAACAUAGCCAUCCCAGCUUAGAAAGACUAUGUAGGAAUGGAUGCUCCCAAUCUCCCUCAAUUUUUUAGCAGAUCAAAAUAAGUAUAUGGUUCUUCAAAGCGUUGUUUUGAGAUAUGAGUCGUUUUCCCAAGAAUAGAUUUGGUAACACCUUGUGUUUUCUUCUCACAUUGGAUCAUAUUAUAUGUAUGUCCUCAUGAAAGGGCUAAUGGGGUGUUUGUAUUCUGAGGCACAAAGACUUCAACCACCUGCAUUGUCAGCGUGCAGUGGUCAGCAUGCAGUGCAAGGCCAUGGAUUUGGUUGAAGCAGAUGAAGUUGCUGCGUUUGUAGUUUUAAAACUAGCCAAUGUCAACAAUUUCAUAUGGUUCAACCUAAUAUUUUUUAACACAGUUAUUUUCGUGGAUCUCUAUGGACUUGUUUUAGCUAUUUCAGCCAUUAGACAUGUUUCAAAAGAUUUUCUUUGUCUGAAAGGACCACCUUAUGUGACCUCUUUUUUUUAAUAUUGUACAUUGGUAUACAAAGAAUAUGUCAAAGAAUAAAUAAAAUUGGUAAAUGAAAAGCAUCCUUUAAUACAUCAUUAUUGCCAUGCUAAUGUGUUGUGAGACCCAGAAUAUCUUCCACUCAUAGGUUCAGCUCAUCUUAUGAAAUGAAAUGGUGAGAGUUCUCUUUUCCCAGGACAUAAAGGCAAAAUAUAAAAAAUUAUUGCAAAAAUUGGGCCAUGUGUAUUUAGAUUAUAAUUUCCUAGAAACAUCCUUGGGCUAACAAUUUAAGUUAACUUAUUUUCUUUGCUUUUAAAUUUGAUUUGAAAGAGCACAAAGCGGAUAUGUAUUUCUGCAACAGAUAGGAUUUUAAUAUCAGGUUUAUGUACACUGCACUACAAUGUAUCCUGAUAUAAGUAGGCAAAAAGAUUGUAUUAGACGUUGUUCUGCAAAUCACAAGAAUAAAGUUUUUUAAAUUCUACAACUUGGAUUAUUUGUA
Molossus molossus (Pallas's mastiff bat) is the source of this 4103-nucleotide messenger RNA. It is a transcript of the gene MAN1A1, whose product is annotated as mannosidase alpha class 1A member 1. The transcript has 12 exons. Lineage: Eukaryota; Metazoa; Chordata; Mammalia; Chiroptera; Molossidae. The record is from RefSeq and is a predicted model, not a curated record. Gene Ontology annotation, cellular component: extracellular exosome; endoplasmic reticulum; Golgi membrane. Gene Ontology annotation, biological process: carbohydrate metabolic process; N-glycan processing. The coding region runs from base 1 to 1968 and encodes 655 amino acids. Gene Ontology annotation, molecular function: mannosyl-oligosaccharide 1,2-alpha-mannosidase activity; calcium ion binding.